AUGGACGGGUCCCUCCUGCGGGGCCUCCCUGUGCUGCUCUGCUGCUUUAGAGACACUAUCCAGUGCAAGAUGUGCCACAUCAAGUUUCCAGGACACAGAUGCGCCAAAGGCAGGGGGAUAUGUUUGGCAACAGAGGAGGAGGCUUGCACAACUGGGACGAUUGUUAAAAGUGACGGCACUCCGUGGCUGGCCUUCUUGGGCUGCCUGAAGAACUGUGCUAACGUGAACAACAUCAAGUGGAGUAUCUACUUGGUGGACUUGCGGUGCUGCAGGAGCUAUGACUUUUGUAACGACUACAUCUAA
This is a messenger RNA of Eptesicus fuscus (big brown bat), 303 nucleotides long. RefSeq names its product prostate and testis expressed 1 (gene PATE1). The transcript is spliced from 3 exons. NCBI's taxonomy places the organism in Eukaryota, Metazoa, Chordata, Mammalia, Chiroptera, Vespertilionidae. Bases 1 to 303 code for a protein of 100 amino acids. The record is from RefSeq and is a predicted model, not a curated record.